UUGAUGCUGGUUUUCCCGUCAUGGAGAAGGCUUAUGGCGGCGAGAAGACCGUAUUCCGGGCCAGAACCCUUUCUUCAACUAAAAGCCUUCGCAAAAGCUCUCGGUUAACACUGACAAAGACAGAUCUCUCCUUUUGGACUGGGACCGAGUAAGAGUGUUCGACCGGGAGAUCGCACAGAUGUCUUUAAACAUGACAAAGCUGGAGAAGGAAGCCCAGGUGGAGGCCACAAGCAGGAAAGAAAAAGCCAAGCAGAGGCCUCUGGCCCUGAACACCGUGGAGAUGUUGCGUGUGGCCAGCUCUUCUCUGGGCAUGGGACCGCAGCACACCAUGCAGACAACCGAGCGGCUCUACACGCAAGGCUACAUCAGCUACCCACGGACAGAGACCACCCACUGCCCUGAGAACUUUGACCUGAAGGGUGCUCUGCGGCAGCAGGCCAACCACCCCUACUGGGCUGACAUGGUGAAGCAGUUGUUAGCAGAAGGCAUUAACCGCCCACGGAAAGGCCACGACGCCGGCCACCAUCUCCCCAUCACCCCCAUGAGGUCUGCCACAGAAGCCGAAUUAGGGGGUGACGCAUGGUGGCUCUGUGAGUACAUCACCAGACACUUCGUCGCCACAGUCAGCCAUGACUGCAAGUACCUGCAGAGCACCAUCUCCUUCAGGAUCGGGCCCGAGCUCUUCACCUGCUCCGGGAAGACCGUCCUCUCACCAGGCUUCACAGAAAUCAUGCCCUGGCAGAGCGUGCCCCUGGAGGAGAGCCUGCCCACCUGCCAGCGGGGCGACACCUUCACUGUGAGUGAGGUAAAGAUGCUGGAGAAGCAGACGAGCCCACCCGACUACCUGACGGAGGCUGAGCUCAUCAUGCUCAUGGAGAGGCACGGCAUCGGCACAGAUGCCAGCAUCCCUGUUCAUAUCAACAUCUGCCAGCACAACUAUGUCACUGUGGAGAGCGGGCGCCGGCUGAAACCCACCAACCUUGGCAUUGUCCUGGUGGACGGCUACUACAAGAUUGAUGCAGAGCUGGUGCUCCCCACCAUCCGCAGUGCAGUGGAGAAGCAGCUGAACCUGAUCGCCCAGGGCAAGGCCGACUACCGCCAGGUCCUGGGCCACACCCUGGACGUGUUCAAGAGGAAGUUCCACUACUUUGUCGACUCCAUUGCUGGCAUGGAUGAGUUAAUGGAGGUGUCUUUCUCGCCCCUGGCAGCCACAGGCAAGCCCCUGUCACGCUGCGGGAAGUGCCACCGCUUCAUGAAGUACAUCCAGGCCAAGCCAAGCCACCUGCACUGCUCCCACUGUGACGAGACCUACACACUCCCCCAGAAUGGCACCAUCAAGCUCUACAAGGAGCUCCGCUGCCCGCUGGACGACUUUGAGUUGGUCCUGUGGUCGUCGGGCUCUCGGGGCAAGAGCUACCCACUGUGCCCCUACUGCUACAACCACCCUCCCUUCCGAGACAUGAAGAAAGGCAUGGGCUGCAAUGAAUGUACACACCCCUCCUGCCAGCACUCGCUGAGCAUGCUGGGCAUCGGCCAGUGCGUGGAAUGCGAGAGUGGGGUGCUGGUGCUGGAUCCCACCUCGGGCCCCAAGUGGAAGGUGGCCUGCAACAAGUGCAACGUGGUGGCGCACUGCUUCGAGAACGCCCACCGUGUGCGGGUGUCCGCCGACACCUGCAGUGUCUGUGAGGCCGCCUUGCUUGACGUGGACUUCAACAAGGCAAAGUCCCCACUCCCGGGUGACGAGACACAGCACAUGGGCUGUGUCUUCUGUGACCCCAUCUUCCAGGAGCUGGUGGAGCUGAAGCAUGCGCCCUCCUGCCACCCCAUGCACCGCGGUGGACCAGGGAGGAGGCAGGGUCGAGGGCGGGGCCGGGCCAGGAGGCCCCCGGGGAAGCCCAACCCCAGGCGGCCCAAGGACAAGAUGUCAGCCCUGGCCGCUUACUUCGUAUGAUGGCCCUGCCCUCCCUCAGGCUGCGGUGCCGUGCAGACACCUCAUGCACUUCAAACUAUUAAAAUGCAUUUUGUCUUCUCCUGA
Molecule: messenger RNA, 2035 nt
Organism: Saimiri boliviensis boliviensis (Bolivian squirrel monkey)
Lineage: Eukaryota; Metazoa; Chordata; Mammalia; Primates; Cebidae
Product: DNA topoisomerase III beta
Biological process (GO): DNA recombination; DNA repair; DNA topological change
Cellular component (GO): nucleus
Molecular function (GO): DNA binding; DNA topoisomerase type I (single strand cut, ATP-independent) activity
Source: RefSeq, a predicted model, not a curated record